Molecule: messenger RNA, 1808 nt
Organism: Gadus chalcogrammus (walleye pollock)
Lineage: Eukaryota; Metazoa; Chordata; Actinopteri; Gadiformes; Gadidae
Gene: nmnat1
Product: nicotinamide nucleotide adenylyltransferase 1
Exons: 5
Coding region: 160-990 (276 amino acids)
Biological process (GO): NAD+ biosynthetic process
Molecular function (GO): nicotinamide-nucleotide adenylyltransferase activity; nicotinate-nucleotide adenylyltransferase activity
Source: RefSeq, a predicted model, not a curated record
CAUAAUCUCCCGCCCCUCGACAGUGCCUGGAGGAAGUACAUUUCGGGAGACAAAACGAAACCCCAGAUCCUCCAUCCAUUUAAUGUGCUUUAGUGUGGUUUGAAGCAUAACCUCAAACCUUACACCAAUCACCUGACUCAAAGUUCACUGGAGUAUGAGAUGGAAGUGGUCCUGAUCGCCUGCGGAUCCUUCAACCCCAUCACCAACAUGCACCUCCGCAUGUUCGAGCUGGCCCGGGAUCAUCUACAAGACACAGAAAAAUACCGUGUGGUGAGAGGAAUCAUUUCCCCUGUAGGUGACGGCUACAGGAAGAAAGGGUUGAUCGAGGCCCGCCAUCGUGUGGAGAUGGCAAGACUUGCUACGAAAACCUCAGACUGGAUCGAGGUCAAUACCUGGGAGAGUUUACAGCCCGACUGGGUGGAGACGGCCAAAGUAGUUAGGCAUCACUACGAGGAGCUGAAGGCCGCCCAGCGGGACCAGGGCGAGGACGACACAGUGUCCUACGGGAAGAAGAGGCGCAUGGAGGAGGAGCACCCCUCGAUCAACGAGGCCCCGCCCCCCCAGCUCUUCCUGCUGUGCGGGGCGGACGUGCUGGAGUCCUUCGGCGUCCCCAACCUCUGGAAGCCGGAGGACGUGGAGGAGCUGGUGGGCCACGGCGUGGUGUGCGUCACGCGCGGCGGCAGCGACCCCGAGAAGUUCAUCCACCAGUCGGACGUGCUGUGGCGCCACCGCCGCAGCAUCCACCUGGUGCGCGAGUGGGUGACCAACGAGAUCUCGGCCACUCACGUGCGGCGCUCGCUGCGACGCGGCCGCAGCGUGCGCUACCUGCUGCCCGACGCCGUGGUGACGUACGUGAAGGAGGAGCAGCUGUACAGCGCCCAGAGCGAGCAGAAGAACGCCGACGUGGUGCUGGCGCCUCUGGCCAGGUACACAGACGCCGGCCCCAGCAGAAGGCCCCAGCAGAAGGCCCCAGCUGAGGGCCCCAGCUGAUCAUACUGGGCCCCUCAGCUCCCAACUGAUACUGGGCCCCUCUGCUGGGAGGCCUAGCUGAGGGCCCCAGCUGAGGGGCCCAGCUGAAGGCCCCAGCUGAGGGCCCCAGCUAAGGGCCCCAGCUGAAGGCCCCAGCAGAAGGCCCCAGCUGAAGAACAUGGACGCCUGAGAAACGAUCAGGGGAGCAUUGAGUCCGGUUCGGUUGUGUUUCUGAAGGUGUUUAUCGUCCAAGGUGUGAGUUUUUUAAUAAGAUGUUCUUACUGUGGGGGUGAAGCCCUAAUAAUUGUGGAUGUAGGUUGCUGUGAAUUUUAGAAGGAGAGUAAUAAGAACAUGCUUGUCAACACAAAAGAUUUGGAUAACUUGUCCUUUUUUAAACUAUAGGUUACCAAGGUUUUUUAAAUGCACAACUUAUUUAUAUACAUGUAGGCACAGGAAGGCUCUGAUGAAUUUGAAUAGAAUGUACUGCACUCUCUUUGUAUAUCUGUGCUUUUUAUAACAUUUUUACGUCACAUUGCAGUUUCCUAUCUGGUCUGGAAUAAAGUGCCACAAUCACAGCUAUUGUGUUUUUCUUCAACAUGUUAUGGUUGGGUCGAUUUGAAACUGAAGGCUUCACCUCUCAGACACCUCUCAGGCUCAUGACCUGAUGGAGAGAUAGCGAUAGACACUUCAAUAACUGAUGCCGUGAGAUCCUGGAUACAUCUUGGAUACAUUUAACUAAGACCUUGACAACCCACCAAAAACAAUCACAAUAUCAAAAUAACCUUUAUUUUAGUAGAAUUAUGAAUUGAUCCUUCAUCAUGAAAGAGCAAACCUGUUGA